Molecule: messenger RNA, 1357 nt
Organism: Planococcus citri (citrus mealybug)
Lineage: Eukaryota; Metazoa; Arthropoda; Insecta; Hemiptera; Pseudococcidae
Product: annexin-B12-like
Exons: 8
Coding region: 208-1224 (338 amino acids)
Cellular component (GO): cytoplasm
Molecular function (GO): calcium-dependent phospholipid binding; calcium ion binding
Source: RefSeq, a predicted model, not a curated record
AUAAAGUUUCCGACUCGCUGUGAUUUUCACUCAGUUUACCUAGUACUGUUGCACUUUUGGAAAAACUAGUUACCGAAAGCAGGUGAAAGUUGAACGAUAGUACCUAAUCGAAUAAUUGGCUCUAGUCAAACUGUGAUCUGUUUAGAAAAUUUUCUGUAGUUGUUUACCUUUAAGUAGUGUUGGUUUUGAACGUUGAAGAAUUCAAUCAUGUCUUUGUCUUCAUUGAAUUCUGAUUAUUUUUAUUACGAAAUUAAGCAGCUAAAUCAAACUGCAACUUUGAAACCCACACCAUCUAAUCCGAGUUGCGAUGCCCAAACCUUAAAAAAGGCUUUGAAAGAUGACUGCAUCAAUGAAGAGACUAUCAUCAAUGUGCUUACUAAUAGAAUUAGUCGCCAACGAUUGCAAAUCGCAGCAGAAUAUAAAAAAUUAUGCGGAAAUGAUUUAAUUUGCGAAUUAGAAGACCGGCUUUCGGGUGAUUUCAAAAACCUAAUGGUAGCAUUGGUGAAACCACCGGCUGAAUUUCUAGCCGAUGAACUCCAUUACGCUAUUUCAGGGCUUGGAACAGAUGAGAAAACACUGGUAGAAAUAUUAUGUACAGCUACAAACCUACAAAUUGACUACAUAAAGCACGCGUACGAAAAAAAAUAUGAAAAACCUUUGGUGGAGGAUAUAGCAGGUGACACAUCGGGCAUUUUUCAACGUUGGCUCAUAUCAUUGCUAAGUGCCGAGAGAUCAGAAUGUGAGAACGUCAACGAGGAAGCUAUCAAAAAAGAUAUUGAUGAAUUGAAAGCUGCGUGUUCGGGUUCAAAAUCUGAUCCCGAAGAGUCAGUAUUUCUUUCGAUCCUCGGAAUCGUGGUUAAUCGCCAUCCCGAUCACUUGCAUAGAGUUUUCCAACACUUACAACAGUAUCGUGAAAAUUCUCAGAAUGCUUUGGAUGAAAUUAUCGAGAAGUUCACCGGAGAUGCUAAGAAUUCAAUGUUGGCGAUUGUAAAAUCUAUGGAAGAUAAAUCCACCUUCUUUGCUGAACGUCUGCACGAUGCAAUGGCUGGGAUUGGAACCAGUGAUCGUCAAUUGAUCAGAAUAGUCGUCUCCAGAUGCGAAGUUGAUAUGUUCAAUAUCAAACAAGCAUAUGAAAAACUCUACGAAAGAUGUCUGGAAGAAGAUAUUAUCGAUGAUACAUCUGGACAUUAUAAAGAUGCAUUGCUGUCCUUGAUCAAAGUUUGAACGUUUUUGAUGACUUGGAGGAGUAUCCUUCCUAUUCAUCUAUUACAAACUUAAAUUUAUUAUAUUUUUGUUCAAUAGGAUCUACUUAGCUAUGUUUAUUUUUAGAAAAAAUAUAAAUGCUUUAUUCAUCUGA